Molecule: messenger RNA, 2353 nt
Organism: Nothobranchius furzeri (turquoise killifish)
Lineage: Eukaryota; Metazoa; Chordata; Actinopteri; Cyprinodontiformes; Nothobranchiidae
Gene: cfap418
Product: cilia and flagella associated protein 418
Biological process (GO): cytoplasmic microtubule organization
Cellular component (GO): cytosol; spindle pole
Molecular function (GO): protein binding
Source: RefSeq, a predicted model, not a curated record
CUAGUAACGGAAACGCUCUUUAGCAGUAAUGGAAGCUGCCAUGUUUGCUAGUUAGCUCCAAAGCUAGGUGAGGAUCCAUAAUCAUCAGUUAAACAUGGACUAUGAUGACCUCGAUAAACUUCUGGAUGAAGUUGAAAAAAAGUUUGGUCGUGACGUUUCUGUGGCAUGUUCAAGUCGCGAGAGUGAAAAAUGCAGCAACGACAAAAACGAGCAGAGAAAACACAGUGCCGCCAAACCUGAGCAGCCGAUAAGCGUCUCUGAGGAUAUCGAUGCUCUUCUGGAAGAAUUACUGGAGGAUGACUACAGCAAUUCCCCUCAGCCAAAGACGGAACCAUUUCCCAAAGGACCAAAAACAGAGAAGCUGCUCUGGUCUCAUUCUGGAGGAAGAAAGUGCUGUCCUGUUUUCAUUGGCGGGAGCUCAGUCACAAAUGGCGUCGGAACAGCCACAUCCAAGAGGUCAUGUGACCAGCUGAGAUGCACAUCUUGUGACUUCCAGGUGCUGAUGUUUGAUGAUUCUGAAUGGGACGUAUCCUGUGAUUACCUGUUCCUCAGAUACAAAGAUCUCCAUGUGUUUCAGCUGGAAAAUCCCACUCGGGUGAUCGAGUGGACAUCAGAAAAGACUGUCUGCGUCGCUGGCUACAGCUCACCUAGAAAUGAAAUUCUGGAACUUCGUUUGCCUCUGAAGCUUUUUGCAGAUGAAAACAAGGGUCUCUGUGCAGAACGGGAUUUUAAAGUUGUCCACGGUGGUUUCACAGAAGGUCCCGUUCGUCACCUCAGACAUGUUCCAGGAUCCAGGUGUGCGGUGACCAACGAUGGGCGGAGCUCCGACCUGCAGGUCUGGGACCUUGGAGGAGACGACAGCGAUGUGAUCAGGAGAGCAGGAAGCGUCGAGGGGAGAAGUGUUUCAGACACCGGCAGCAGGAUCGCAGCUCGACUUUCAGCGCCACCUCAGGUCCUUCAUGGAGCUCGGAGCAGCGAUGUCCAGCUGACCCAGCUGACCUCAGGACAGACGCUUUAUAAACUUGGUAACUUUUAUAUUUAUGUGGAAAGUAAACAGCUGGACUUGGUUUUUAAUCCUCUUGUUCUUCCAACAGACACCGACUCAGCAGAACUUCUCAGCUCCUUACAGUUUGUGAGUGACUCUGUUUUCCUCGCCAGCUGCUGCAACGGUUGCAUUUACGUUGCGGACACUCGGACAUCUGCUGCUCCUCAGCGCUCGACUCCACCCCCACGUUCAGGUGAUUCUGUCUGCUGGUGGUCGGACGCCUCCAUAGCUUCGCAGCUGUCCAGCACCAGGAUCGUCAGACUGUCCUCCUCGGGAGACAUGGUGGUGACGGAUCUGAGAAAUCUGGGUGGAAUUGUGAGUCAGGCUCAGCUGGAUGUCCAAACGCAUCCCUGCCAACUAGAGGACGUCUCUGUGUCCUGGUCUCCUGUGCUGGACGGCUGCAUCGCCGUGUCAGGUUUCGAUGGAGUUGUUCAGAUUUACAACACGCGUCUUUGGAGGACAGAGUUGCAGGAUGCACAGCCGCUGUUCCAGCACUGUGGUCACAUGGUUUUAUCAGAACAGACCGCUGGCUCCGCCCCGAUCGUCGUCACCUCCCACCUCUGGCAUCCCGAGCGUCCGAGGAUGCUGUUGUCUGCCGCGUCAGAUGGCUCUGUCCACGUCUGGGACUGGGUGGAGCCUGAAACCACAGGAGAUCUUUAAAAAUGGAUGUUUAGUCUCUAAGUGGUGCUGGUCACUAAAGAGUUCAAACCAGUGCAAAAUAAAAAUAUCGUGACAUUAGGGGCAGAUAUCAGUUUUGUCUACACGUUUGUGUGAGAAAGAGGAAAUUGGAAUGCUGUUGGGAAAAGUUCCAGUCAGACAGAACGGCUGCCUUUGUAAAUGACAAAAUGGGUUGAUGUCUGAAAUCUCAGCGGUUCCCGGUAACCGCUUCAUUUAAAUAUAGAUUACAGCAGCAGAGUCUGCUGCACUUUUUAUCGACAGAUGAAAUGUUUGUAUUCAGAGGAGUCAAGGUUUUUAUUGGUCUGUUUAUAAUUCUAACUGUUGCAUGGAUCAACCACUGCAAGGCAAAGAGCAGCAGCUCCUCAGGCUGUGGAAGCGUCUCACAAACGUCCUUUGCUCAAGCAAAAAUAAGGUGAAACUCUGGAAUCAGGAUUUAAACAAUAAAUAUUUUAAAAAUGUACAUUUAAUACAGCUUCUGUCUCCUAUCAUCCAUUCUUUACUGCUACAACAUGGUCUGACCUGAAGCUCGUCACUAAAGCAGCAGCAGCUGUGAUCUUGGCUCCGAAGUCCCAGAGGUUUCGAUGUAAAACUCCUGCAGGGAAAAAGCAAAUAAACAGAAUAAUAAUGUUA